This is a messenger RNA of Microplitis mediator, 1258 nucleotides long. RefSeq names its product smad nuclear-interacting protein 1. Gene Ontology annotation, molecular function: mRNA binding; protein binding. Bases 270 to 1178 code for a protein of 302 amino acids. Gene Ontology annotation, cellular component: nucleus. The transcript is spliced from 2 exons. NCBI's taxonomy places the organism in Eukaryota, Metazoa, Arthropoda, Insecta, Hymenoptera, Braconidae. The record is from RefSeq and is a predicted model, not a curated record. Gene Ontology annotation, biological process: miRNA processing.
GUCAGUUCAUUCCUCUUUGAACAUCGAUCGGCAUCACACUUAAACAAUAUUUCUAUUCUAGUGUAAAGUGUAAAUAAAGUGUUAAAGUCAUCAGUGAACUUAACCUCCUACAAGACAAUCUUCACCUAGUGUAGAAAAACAAUCUCUUAAAUAAAAAUAAGACCAAUAGUUUUAUUUAUUAGUGAUCAGCAAGCAGUGAAUAAUAAUCCUUUUAUUCAAAGUUAUUAUAUAAAUAAUUGUUGAUAAUAUAAAGACAUUCUAUAAAUAAAAUGUCAGGACAUCAAUCACAUCGUGAUAGGUCGCGCAGAAAGGAUUCACGGUCAGAUGACUACGAUGUAAAUCGUCGCGAGCGUAAUAAUAAAGACAGAUAUAACAUUAAAAAUAAUCGACAUGAUGACAAUACCAGUAGAAAUAAUAAUUACGACAGAUCACCACCUGCAAGAAGACCAAGAGACCGCAGCCGUUCACGACAUCGCGACGACAACAGAAAAACUUCACGAUUUGAUAACAGGAGGAAUGAUCGACCACGUGGUAACAGAAACCACGAUAACUUUUCUUUUAAUGAUGGUGACGCUGGAGAUGGUCCUGCCAGAGUUAAAAGAGAACCAUCUCCAAGCUGGGGACGUUCUCGAGGGUCAGGUGAUGAAGAGAAACCCAAACCAGUUGACAAGGAAAAACCCAACUUUGAAUUGUCUGGAAAGUUAACAGAAGACGCGAAUACUGUCAAUGGUAUUGUCAUAAAAUAUGCAGAACCAGAUGAUGCUCGUAAACCUAAACGUGGUUGGAGAUUGUAUCCAUUUAAGGGCGAAAAAUCCCUGCCGCUUCUCCACGUGCACCGUCAAUCUGGUUAUCUACUGGGCAGAGAUCGUAAAGUUGCUGAUAUUCCAUUGGAUCACCCUUCGUGUUCAAAGCAACAUGCUGCUCUUCAGUACCGUUUGGUUCCUUACACCCGCGAGGAUGGCACCAGUGGUAAACGAAUCAGACCUUAUCUGAUUGAUCUAGAGUCAGCUAAUGGUACUUUUGUCAAUAAUGUCAAACUGGAGCCUAGAAGAUUCCAUGAGCUGCUGGAGAAGGAUGUCAUCAAGUUUGGAUUCAGUUCAAGGGAAUACGUUCUGUUGCAUGAACGCAGCAAAGAUGACGAGCUAGAUGACGAUGUCGCUGUUCCCAGUGAUGUUUAGAUUACCAGACACAUUGAUCGUUAUUGAGUGUAAAAUGUAUUUUUACGUAGGCCACGAAUCUAUGUAUAUUAAAGUACCUG